UCUGUCUCUCUCAACAAAAAUGGCAAGCAACAAUCUUGCUGUGCUUAAUGCUUUAGACACUGCCCGUACACAAUAUUACCAUGUUACCGCCAUUGUCAUAGCGGGCAUGGGAUUUUUCACUGAUGCUUACGAUCUGUUUUGCAUUUCCACUAUCUCCAAGCUCUUGGGCCGCCUUUAUUACUAUGAUCCUUCCACUGGCAAACCCGGAAAGCUCCCUGUAAACGUCAACAACUUUGUUAUCGGAGUUGCCUUAGUUGGAACCCUCACUGGCCAGUUAGUCUUUGGUUGGCUUGGUGACAAACUAGGCCGAAAGAAAGUUUACGGUGUCACUCUCAUUCUCAUGGUUAUCUGUGCCAUCUGCUCCGGCCUAUCUUUCGGUGCCAGUGCAAAAUCAGUCAUGUUUACGCUUUGUUUUUUCAGGUUCUGGCUAGGGUUUGGCAUUGGUGGUGAUUAUCCCUUGUCUGCCACCAUCAUGUCUGAGUAUGCCAACAAGAAAACUCGAGGGGCUUUUGUCGCUGCGGUUUUUGCCAUGCAAGGUGUUGGGAUUAUCUUCGCCGGGCUAGUUUCCAUGACUCUUUCCAGAAUCUUCCUAGCGAAGUUCGAAGGGCCAGCAUUUCAUAUUGACCCUGUCCUCUCCACUGAACCCGAGGCCGAUUUCAUGUGGCGGAUCGUGUUGAUGCUCGGAGCUCUCCCAGCGCUCUUGACUUACUACUGGCGGAUGAAGAUGCCCGAAACAGGCCGAUACACUGCCCUCAUUGGAGGAAAUGCGAAACAAGCUGCAGCCGACAUGGGUAAGGUUCUUGAAAUCGAAAUCCAGGAUGAGCAGGACAAGGUGGUUCAGUUUAAGGCUAACAAUGACUACCCAUUAUUGUCUAGAGAGUUCUUUGACCGACAUGGGCUUCAUUUAAUAGGUACUGCGACUACAUGGUUCUUGUUAGACAUAUCUUUCUAUAGCCAAAACCUGGCUCAGAAGGACAUAUUUCCAACCUUGGGUCUCACAAGUAAAGCUACCGAUGUCAGUGCUGUCAGAGAAGUUUUCCAGACAUCAAAGGCCAUGUUCAUAGUAGCCUUGUUCGGGACAUUCCCUGGUUACUGGUUCACAGUGUUUUUCAUCGAAAGAAUUGGUCGGUUCUACAUUCAACUAAUUGGCUUCUUCAUGAUGUCCGUGUUCAUGCUUAUUUUGGGUCUCAAAUAUGAUUUCCUCAACACGGAGGAACACAAAUGGUACUUUGCGCUCCUCUAUGGGCUGACUUUUUUCUUUGCGAAUUUCGGUCCUAACAGCACGACAUUCGUGCUUCCAGCGGAGUUAUUCCCGACCCGUCUGAGAUCCACAUGUCAUGCCAUAAGUGCGGCCUCAGGGAAGGCUGGUGCAAUGAUCGGUGCAUUCGGGGUGCAGAGCUAUACAUUGAAUGGUGAGAGAUCGAAGAUUAAGGCAGCAAUGAUAUUUUUGGCAUUUACAAACAUGCUUGGAUUUUGUUGCACAUUUUUGGUGGCGGAGACGAAGGGGCGAUCAUUAGAGGAAAUAUCAGGUGAGGAUGGAGGGCAGGGCGGGAAUGAAACCCAGAUGACAGGAAGAUCGUCCACGACGGCUCAACAGGAGGAUACGUGGGAGGGAUAUAAUUGAUGGCUGUUUUAUUUGUUUGGCUUCGGAAGAAGAAUUUAUACCUCGGCAAGUCAAGCACCUGGGAUUAAUAAAAGAAACUAGUAAUUAAAAAAAAUGGAGAUAACAAUAAAAUGGGCAAGAAGACACAGGAUUAAGGUUGGUGUUUU
Messenger RNA from Camellia sinensis, 1770 nucleotides. Its product is annotated as low affinity inorganic phosphate transporter 4-like. NCBI's taxonomy places the organism in Eukaryota, Viridiplantae, Streptophyta, Magnoliopsida, Ericales, Theaceae. The record is from RefSeq and is a predicted model, not a curated record. Gene Ontology annotation, molecular function: phosphate transmembrane transporter activity. Gene Ontology annotation, biological process: phosphate ion transport; transmembrane transport. Gene Ontology annotation, cellular component: membrane.